Molecule: messenger RNA, 1086 nt
Organism: Alternaria postmessia
Lineage: Eukaryota; Fungi; Ascomycota; Dothideomycetes; Pleosporales; Pleosporaceae
Exons: 5
Coding region: 1-1086 (361 amino acids)
Biological process (GO): G protein-coupled receptor signaling pathway
Cellular component (GO): heterotrimeric G-protein complex
Molecular function (GO): G-protein beta/gamma-subunit complex binding; GTPase activity; GTP binding
Source: RefSeq, a predicted model, not a curated record
AUGGCACCGGCAAUAAUGUGCUUCGGACGAAAACCCUCUGCUACCGACCCGGAGUCCAGGAAGAAUGCCGAGAUCGAGAAGAAUCUCCGAGGCGACCGGAAGCGGGCUGAGCGCGAGGUGAAGCUGUUGCUACUCGGUGCCGGUGAGAGCGGCAAAUCAACCGUCCUCAAGCAGAUGCGCAUCAUCAACGCUGGCGGCUUCCAGAGUCUUGAGCGCAAAACAUGGCGGGCUACCAUCUUCAACAACUUGGUCUCGGCCUUCCAGACCAUCUACGCGGCCAUGCAAGAAGACGACAUAGACUUUGAGGACGACGACAACAUUCGGUAUUCCGAGAUGGUCAACUCUGCGCCCGACAUUGGCACCGAGGAGCCCAUGCCCGAGGAGUUCUACACAGCCUUCAAUUCCCUCUGGGCCGACAAGGGCGUGCAGCUCACCAUACUCAAGGGCAACCAGUAUGCGCUGCACGACAACUUGAAUUACUUCUUCCAGAACAUCGACCGCCUGUUCCAAAAGGACUUCCUCCCCACCGACCAAGACAUCCUGCGCACGCGAUUACGGACAACCGGUAUCUCCGAGACCAUCUUUGAGCUGGGCAACCUGACAUACAAGAUGGUCGACGUUGGUGGCCAGCGCUCAGAGCGAAAGAAGUGGAUUCACGUCUUUGACAACGUGCAAGUCGUGCUCUUCCUUGUCGCCAUCAGUGGAUACGACCACGUGUUGGUAGAAGACAGGAACGGCAAUCAAAUGCACGAAGCUCUGAUGCUGUUCGAAUCCAUAUCCAACUCCAAGUACUUCGAAAAGUCGGCGCUUAUUCUCUUCCUCAACAAGAUCGAUUUGUUCACCGAGAAGAUUGCAGGCGGAAUGAGCCCGAUCAGAAGGACAUUCUCCGACUACACUGGCGGCGACAGAGAUGUCGAGGCAGGCAAAGAGUUCUUCGCAAACAAAUUCCGCAACCUCGUGCGACAGCCCAAGAAAGAGGUCUACGUUCACUACACGAACGCGACCGACACGAAUCUGCUCAAGAUCACCAUGGCAUCCGUACAAGAUAUGAUUGUCCAGCGCAACCUUAACGCCCUGAUACUAUAA